Molecule: messenger RNA, 228 nt
Organism: Prunus armeniaca (apricot)
Lineage: Eukaryota; Viridiplantae; Streptophyta; Magnoliopsida; Rosales; Rosaceae
Source: the annotation of a GenBank genome assembly
AUGCGGCUAACAAGGCAAGAGAUGAAGCAUUUUCUAGAGAAAGGGAGUAUGCACACAAACAAGACAUGGACAAGAAGGAUCAGGAAACAAUGGCCAUGGAUACGAGCCAUUGUCCCCAUAAACAAAGUCAUUUUGGAAGUUAGAAUGAAGGGAUGUUAUAUGAGAAGAAGGCUUUUCCGUGACGAUGGACUUGGCAACACGGAUUGGAAAAAUGAUGAAAACCAUUAG